Molecule: messenger RNA, 1239 nt
Organism: Psilocybe cubensis
Lineage: Eukaryota; Fungi; Basidiomycota; Agaricomycetes; Agaricales; Agrocybaceae
Exons: 6
Coding region: 1-1239 (412 amino acids)
Source: RefSeq, a predicted model, not a curated record
AUGAAGAAUCGCUGGUUUAAAGUCGCCUUGACCAUUAUUUUCCAACAUCUCACAUGGACGUUUGGACAGCCACCACAACCUGUGCCUCCCGGUUCACCACCUCAAUCUGUCUUUAUUGAUCCUAAAUCGUUCGCAGUCUUGGGACCAAAUGGUCCAUUCAGAAAUUCGUCCUUUACACAGUUCUUCAAUCCCACCUCAGGGAAACCCCCCUUUAUCCAGAUCUUUGAUGAGGCGUUCCUCGACAUUUUGGGACCUAAUCCUUCCAUUCAUGAAGUCGCUUCAAAUCCUGAUUUCGCCUUUGCACAUGAAGCGCCCGUUUAUGUGCCAGACACAGACGAGGUUUUCUUCGCGAGCAAUGAUGGUGGUGCCCUCGGAAAUAGCGACAUAAACCACAACAACAAAGUGGGGAAAAUCAGUAUGCAGGCUGUCGAAAAGGCUUUGCAAGGCCUGAAGCCUGGGAGUGGUGCAGCCGUAAACGUUUCGGUUACUGAGCUUGACCUUCCGGACACAAUUCAGAUGACGAACGGUGGAACGGGCCCCCUAGGAUCUUCUAUUGUCUUAAUCACAUCCGGACGCGGCCCGUUGCCACCGUCCAUUGCACUCGUCAACCCCAAAGCGCCCCACAACGUAACCGUACUGUUGGACAACUUCUUUGGGAGGCAAUUUAACUCUUUGAACGACAUAAAGAUCCAUCCAGUCACAGGAGACCUCUUCUUUACUGAUCCUACAUAUGGGUUUCUCAAUCAUUUCCGCCCAGAACCGUUGAUGCGCAAUCAAGUCUACCGACUUGACAUGGCCAAACGAUCAGUUCGCGUAGUAGCCACAGAUUUCGAUAAGUGCAAUGGUAUCGCGUUUACACCAGACGGGAAUACAGCCUACGUGACCGACACUGGUGCCAACUCCGGCUUUUUAGGAAAUAAUCAAACUGCCCCAGCCACGAUCUACGCUUUCGAUGUCGACCCCAAAUCACAGGCCUUCUUCAACAGGCGCAUAUUUGCUUACACCGAUACUGGCAUCCCUGACGGCGUGCAGGUCGACGCAGCGGGAAAUGUCUAUGCUGGCUGUGGAGAUGGCGUUCAAGUGUGGUCACCUGAAGGCACUUUACUGGGCAAGUUUUUCAUUGAAACGACGUCUGCGAACAUGAUCUUCGCAGGGGACGGUCGCUUGGUGAUUAUGGCUGAGACCAAGAUAUUCGUUGCGAAAAUUGCUGCCAAAGAAGGCAAAGUUUCUUUCCCUUAA